Molecule: messenger RNA, 252 nt
Organism: Loa loa (African eye worm)
Lineage: Eukaryota; Metazoa; Nematoda; Chromadorea; Rhabditida; Onchocercidae
Exons: 2
Coding region: 1-252 (83 amino acids)
Source: RefSeq, a predicted model, not a curated record
AUGAAAAAUAACGCUAGCCGAUACCGGAACUCUUCAAAAAACAACUUGUCUGAAAUUAAGAAAGAAUCAACAAAUCAAGUCCAUGACAAGCAAUUGUUAUCAAUGAUAUUGUUGACAAAUAACGAAGUCUUCCAUCAGCUAGUGAUAUACCCAGGUCACCCAGGUCUUCAACCUUUCACAUUGGACGAUAAUGCAACACUGACACUUCUGCUGACAAAAAUAACACAAGGUAGCACUAUACAAUACCAAUAG